Medicago truncatula (barrel medic) is the source of this 1970-nucleotide messenger RNA. RefSeq names its product mitogen-activated protein kinase kinase kinase 1. The coding region runs from base 143 to 1336 and encodes 397 amino acids. The record is from RefSeq and is a predicted model, not a curated record. Gene Ontology annotation, cellular component: cytoplasm. The transcript has 9 exons. Lineage: Eukaryota; Viridiplantae; Streptophyta; Magnoliopsida; Fabales; Fabaceae. Gene Ontology annotation, biological process: MAPK cascade; protein phosphorylation. Gene Ontology annotation, molecular function: ATP binding; MAP kinase kinase kinase activity.
UAUCCUUUAAAAUUUAUUUUAGUUUCUUCUACCACUCAAAUAACUCGAAUAUCGAAAAAGCUUCGGCGUUGAAGGCGUCGACGGUGAAUUUGCUAUUACUUGUCGAAGCGUCGGGUUAUCCGGACCAGAGGGUUCCUCGAUUAUGGAUCAUGUGUGGGAUGAUGGUUUUGUUGAUUUAACGAUUGAUGAUAUUAGGGUUUUGAUUGGAGAUACUCCGAAAGCAAAGGAUGGGUAUGCGGGGUCUAAGUUUAUUUUCUGUAGUGGCGGGCUGAUGAAGAAGAGAGAAGAAGAGGAAGAGGAAGAGAAGGUAGAUGAAGUAGAAGAAAAAGGGGAAGCUGAUGAAGUGGGAUUGAAGAUAGAAGAAGAGGAAAAUGGUGACAUUAUUGGUGAGUUUUCGAGGCCGUGUUCGUUUACUACUUCACAAGAAGAUGAUUCAUCUAGCACGACGACGGAUACUAGGUCGAAUAGUAUAUCUCCUAAUGUGAGAUUGAAGCCUGUAAUUACUCCUGGGAGUUGGCAAAAGGGUGAGCUUUUGGGCCGUGGUUCAUUUGGAACUGUAUAUGAAGGAAUUUCUGAAGAUGGAUUCUUUUUUGCUGUAAAACAAGUUUCACUGCUUGAUCAAGGGAGUCAGGGAAAGCAAAGUGUCGUUCAACUGGAGCACGAAAUUGCACUUCUGAGUCAGUUUGAACAUGAGAAUAUUGUUCGAUACAUUGGCACUGAAAUGGAUGAAUCAAAUCUAUAUAUUUUUAUCGAGUUUGUAACCAAAGGUUCCCUUUUAAGCCUCUACCGGAGGUAUAAACUUCGAGAUUCCCAAGUAUCUGCUUAUACGAGACAGAUUCUGCAUGGUUUGAAGUAUCUUCAUGAUCGCAAUAUUGUUCACAGGGAUAUUAAAUGUGCAAAUAUAUUGGUUGAUGCGAAUGGAUCUGUCAAGGUUGCAGAUUUUGGAUUAGCAAAGGCAAUUAAACUGAAUGAUGUUAAAUCAUGCCAAGGAACAGCAUUCUGGAUGGCACCAGAGGUUGUAAGAGGAAAAGUUAAAGGUUAUGGACUUCCGGCUGAUAUAUGGAGUCUAGGAUGCACUGUGUUGGAGAUGUUAACUGGGCAAGUUCCAUACGCUCCUAUGGAAUGUAUCAGCGCAAUGUUUAGAAUUGGAAAAGGUGAACUACCUCCCGUGCCUGAUACUCUUUCAAGAGAUGCACGCGAUUUUAUUCUGCAGUGUCUUAAAGUUAAUCCAGAUGAUCGUCCCACUGCGGCUCAACUCUUAGACCACAAAUUUGUCCAGAGGUCAUUCUCCCAGUCCUCUGGCUCAGCGUCUCCACAUAUUCCGAGAAGAAGUUAAACUUGUCAUAUCCAAAUAUGGAACACAACUAAGGAGGUGGACAAGGAGAACAGAAGACUUUCUAACUGGUUUCCGGUGAAAUUCUCAAAUUUCACCUAUGCCAACUGCAGCAUAGGUUUAUUUGAUUAUUUAUCUCUUGAUGACAUAUUUGUCAUUCAUUGGAUUUAAAAUGUUUCCAAUGUUCAAUAUUCAACUUCUUAGAGUUGGUCUAGGGGGUUAUUGUUGUAGUAAUUGUUGUGCCUUUUGAAGUCAGAGUUUUCUUGGUUGUGUUUUUUUUUUUUUUGAGAGGGUUUUUGGUUGUGUUGUAGCUUAUAUUUUUAGGCACUGCUUCAGUUCUAGUACUACAGUCUCCGGAAUCGGGGUGCAUGAAUAUCAUAUUUGAGAAUUAGGGUCACUAUGUUGUGUAAUUAUGUGUUGUAUAAUUUAUUACUCAAUGAUAAUAUGUCUGUCAAAGAACGCUGUAAGUAUAUUAUCAUCAAAAUGUAAUAGGUUGCCACUUGCCAGAGUCUUCUACCAAUUUGUAGGCUAAACUUCUGGGAGCAAUAGGAGCAGAAACUGGACACUUCUGUUGCUAUUUUUGUACAUGUUCUUUUGUUAGUAGGAAAUUAUUAGUGUAUAUUUUUAUUCCCAAACU